This is a messenger RNA of Sus scrofa (pig), 904 nucleotides long. It is a transcript of the gene AQP9, whose product is annotated as aquaporin 9. Gene Ontology annotation, cellular component: basolateral plasma membrane; plasma membrane. Gene Ontology annotation, molecular function: water channel activity; glycerol channel activity; urea transmembrane transporter activity. Gene Ontology annotation, biological process: water transport; glycerol transmembrane transport. Lineage: Eukaryota; Metazoa; Chordata; Mammalia; Artiodactyla; Suidae. The record is from RefSeq and is marked provisional.
CAAGAUGCAGCCUGAGAUGGAACAAAAGAAAAAAAGCUUGAAGCAGAGACUGGUCUUGAAGAACAGCUUAGCUAAAGAAAUGCUCUCCGAGUUCUUGGGCACGUUUAUAAUGAUUGUUCUUGGAUGUGGCUCUGUUGCCCAAGCUGUCCUCAGUCGCGGACAUUUUGGAGGAAUCCUCACUAUCAAUAUUGGAUUUCCAAUGGCAGUUGUAAUGGCAAUUUAUGCGACUGGAGGUGUCUCUGGUGGCCACAUCAACCCAGCCGUGUCUUUUGCCUUGUGUCUUUUUGGACGGAUGAAGUGGUCCAAAUUGCCCUUUUAUAUGGGGGCCCAGUUCUUGGGAGCCUUUGCAGGGGCUGCAACCCUCUUUGGCAUUUACUAUGAUGCACUUAUGUCUUUUGCUGAUGGAAAACUGCUCAUCACAGGAGAAAACGCAACAGCACAGAUUUUUGCAACAUACCCAGCUCCAUAUUUGUCUCUGAUAAAUGCAUUUGCAGACCAGGUAGUGGCCACCAUGUUCCUCCUCAUUAUAGUCUUCGCUGUUUUUGAUUCAAGAAACUUAGGAGUCCCCAGAGGCCUACAGCCCAUUGUCAUUGGCCUCCUGAUUGUUGUCAUUGCUUCCUCUCUGGGGAUGAACAGUGGCUGUGCCAUGAACCCAGCUCGAGACCUGAGUCCCAGACUUUUCACUGCUUUGGCAGGAUGGGGGUUUGAGGUCUUCACAGCUGGAAAUAACUUCUGGUGGAUUCCUGUAGUGGGCCCUUUGGUUGGAGGUGCUAUUGGAGGCCUUGUCUAUGUUCUUUUCAUUGAAAUUCACCACUCAUAUCCUAACCCACACUUUGAGGUCGAACAAUCGGAGGACAAACCAGAGAAAUAUGAACUUAAUGUGAUAAUGUAAUAGCAUGCUCAG